AAAAAUUUAUAAAAUUUAUAAAAACAUGUUCUAAAUAUCUGAUCCUGCAGAGGAAUCAGCAUGUUAAGAACUUACAUUGCUGCAUAACUUGAUGUGACCACACAAAUGAUAAAGGGCUGUCCGAGUGGGAAGAACAACUCAGGAAAGGAUUUCCCUUGCUUUGUUUACCUUGGAGAAGAGGAAAACCCAGGAAGGCUGACAGCCUGAGAAGUACUAAAACCGAUACUUGAUCUAUUUUUGCGACUGUUUUUCUGCCCAGCUGGAUCUUGGUCACUCUCUUCUGCCCUUUUACGUCUGAGACCAUUUUUCUUAUGUGGAACUGAGACCUGGGAAUGCGUUAUUAUGGCAGCAGUUGUGCAGCAGAAUGAGCUCGUGUUUGAAUUUGCCAGCAACGUCAUGGAGGAUGAGCAGCAGCUUGGUGAUCCAUCUAUUUUCCCUGCUGUCAUUGUGGAACAUGUUCCCAGCGCAGACCUCCUGCACAAUUAUUCCGGCUUAACCUGUGUGGAUGAACCCAGUGACAUGAUCACCGAGAGCUCUCUCGAUGUCGCAGAGGAGCAAAUCAUAGAAGAUGACGAUAUCACCCUUACAGUUGAAGCAUCUUGUCAUAAUGGAGAUGAAACAAUGGAAACAAUCGAGGCUGCCGAAGCGCUUCUCAAUAUGGACUCCCCUGGUCCUAUGCUGGAUGAGAAAAGAAUAACAACCAUGUUUGGUGCAACUGAAGAUGAAGAUAUCGUGCCUCCUAUUACCCAUGUAUCGGUCACACUGGACGGGAUCCCCGAGGUGGUGGAAGUUCACCAGACCCCCGAUCCCUACGCCGAGUCACCGGAGACUCCGGAAUAUGAGCAGCCAAAGAAGAAGAAAGGGAAGAAACCAAAGCCUCCUCGUCCCGAGUCCCCUACUACAACACCUAACAUAUCUGUGAAAAGGAAAAACAAAGAUGGAAAGGGAAAUACAAUUUAUCUCUGGGAGUUUUUGCUAGCACUGCUUCAGGACAAAGCUACGUGUCCUAAAUAUAUCAAAUGGACUCAAAGAGAGAAGGGCAUUUUCAAACUGGUAGAUUCCAAGGCUGUGUCCAGGUUGUGGGGAAAACAUAAAAACAAACCUGACAUGAAUUAYGAAACAAUGGGUAGAGCUCUCAGAUACUAUUACCAAAGAGGAAUACUGGCUAAAGUAGAAGGUCAGCGCCUUGUGUAUCAAUUUAAAGAAAUGCCAAAAGAUCUCGUCUAUAUAGAUGAUGAGGAUGCAAGUCCUAGCACUGAAUCGUCGGAUUCGACUUUGCUCUCAACUCCCGCGGCCAACAGAAACCAGUCGAGCAGAUCGAGGGCGUCUGCAAACGUGGGAACCAAGGCGGGAGCCACCCCCGUUUCGAAGGCCGGCAGCGCCAAGGCUGCCAGGCCCAAGGAGCCCGCGGAGGCGGCGCGGGCGCAGGCGCCCGGCGUGGCGCCCGACGGCGCCAGGACAGUGCAGCCGCCGCAGGCCGUGUUCCCCACGCAGCUCUUUCGGACAGUUCACGUCAUGCAGCCCUUGCAGGCCCUCACGGAGGGACACGCAGCUGUGACCAGGAGCGUUCCCGAGGAGACGUUAAACCCCUCGGUGCAGAACAUGAGGACCCUGCAGCCUCCGACGCAGGUGCCGGUGGUGGUUUCAGCCGGGAACCCRCAGCUGCACACGGUGACACUCCAGACGGUGCCCCUGACCACGGUGAUCGCCAGCACGGAGCCGGCCGCCCCGGCGGCCCCCGCCAAGUUCAUCCUGCAGGCCAUCCCCACGUCGCAGCCCAUGGCGGUGCUCAAGGAGAACGUGCUGCUGCCGCCGCGGCCGCCGUCGCCGCCGGCGCCCCUCGUGCUGAGCCCGGCGCAGGUGCAGCACGUGCUGGGCAGCGGCGUGCAGACAGUUUGCAACGGGGCGGCCGAGGCGGCCGCGGCGCCGUCCUACGGUGCCGCCGCCCCCGUGGUGACGUUCUCGCCCGGCGGCUCCCAGGGGACGGCUCCGCCGCCCGGCGCCGUCAUCACCUCCGUCAUCAAGGAGGCCAAGCUGGGAGCCGUGAAGCAGGAGGAGCAGGAGGAGCAGGAGGAGGAGGGCGGCGGGGCCGAGCAGCAGCCCUUCGUCGUGGUCAUGUCUGCUCCAAAUGGUUUCCCGCCCAGCGUGCAAGUGAAGCAGGAGAGCGAGCCCUCGGAACCCAGUCCCUAUAAAUAAAUCCAAAAGGAAAAAGACCCUGUGGAUGAUGGUUUUCGUAAAUGUGACGGGACCUUCUCAGUUGUGUACAUACGAUUUGAUUCCAAAGUUACGAAGCUACUUAAUUUCUGCAGUUAAUUGGUAGGAUUCAUGCUUUAGAACGGGUUUUGAUUUUCUGUUAAUUGCUAAAUGUUAUCAUAUAAAUAAAAAUACAUAUUACUCAUGUUUCAAAAUACAGGCAUGAAGGAACGUGCUUUUUUUAGGCUAUGAAGAUUUUCUCUUGAGKUUUUUUGGCCAAAGUUCCAAAUUUCUUACAUAUUUGUAUGUUUUCAGUCUGUUGCUAAUUUACAUUACAAUAACAUUAUUGUAACCUCUCUGUUUAACCCACACAUGUAUCACUUACCUUUUGAAG
Nothoprocta perdicaria is the source of this 2587-nucleotide messenger RNA. RefSeq names its product E74 like ETS transcription factor 1 (gene ELF1). NCBI's taxonomy places the organism in Eukaryota, Metazoa, Chordata, Aves, Tinamiformes, Tinamidae. The coding region runs from base 343 to 2196 and encodes 617 amino acids. The transcript has 9 exons. Gene Ontology annotation, biological process: regulation of transcription by RNA polymerase II; cell differentiation. Gene Ontology annotation, cellular component: nucleus. Gene Ontology annotation, molecular function: sequence-specific DNA binding; DNA-binding transcription factor activity, RNA polymerase II-specific. The record is from RefSeq and is a predicted model, not a curated record.